Ziziphus jujuba (common jujube) is the source of this 3996-nucleotide messenger RNA. Its product is annotated as putative disease resistance RPP13-like protein 1. Gene Ontology annotation, biological process: defense response to other organism. The record is from RefSeq and is a predicted model, not a curated record. The coding region runs from base 150 to 3158 and encodes 1002 amino acids. NCBI's taxonomy places the organism in Eukaryota, Viridiplantae, Streptophyta, Magnoliopsida, Rosales, Rhamnaceae. The transcript is spliced from 2 exons. Gene Ontology annotation, molecular function: ADP binding.
GGAAAUAUUCCUUUGAACUUUAUUGAAUGGGUGCGGCAGGCUCUUUGGUCCUUUAAAAGGUCAAUCAACUGGCAUUCCGGCAGCCAAGGUUUUUAACAGUAGAAAUUGAUUAUCUUUGUCCAUUUUUCAGAUCGAGCCGUACGGAAAAAAUGGAAAACGUACGCUUCGCUGGUGCUGCCGGCGUACUGGAAGCACUAACAAGGCGUGUUGUGGAAUCGAUGGUGGACGUUUUGGUCGUGGAGAAGAAAGUGAACUACCAGAUGCUGGAGAAGGCGACGACUCUGUUGUCAAUAACUGAUGCAGUUAUGAACGACGCUGAGAAGGAGCAGAUCAGGAAUCCAGAUGUCAAGAAUUGGAUUUGUGAGGUCCAAGAUGCAGAGUUUUGUGUACAAGAUUGUUUGGAAAUGAUAGCAUAUGAAGCUUUGAGAUGCAAAGUCCAAAGCAGCCAAUCUGGUAAUGUUUCAACCAAGGUACUUUCUUCUUCGGAAUCAUCUAUUACUACUACUACUACUUUUGAUGCCAAAAUGUUAAAUCUUCGCAUCUGUCAAAUCCAUGACAAAUUAGAGUCACUCGUGACACUCAAAUCUUCUUUUGGUCUCAAAGAAGAUGUUCAAAACAGACUUAUGCAAAAACUAUGUGCAACUGUGUUUUUGGAAGCUGUUCCUCAGAAUUAUUUCCACCAAAAUAUGCCACUAGAUGUAUUAGCUUCUGAUGUUUAUGGCAGAGAAACUGAGAAAGAGGAUCUUAUUAAGCUAUUGCUAUCUGAUUAUGAUGAUGAUGAUGAUACUGUCAACAAUAUAUCCGUCAUCCCUAUAUGCGGCAUAGGUGGGAUUGGCAAGACCACCCUUGCUCAGCUGGUUUUUAACGAUUCAAGGGUGAAUAAACAUUUUGACUUGAAAGCAUGGGUGUCUGUAUCAGAACAAGAAUUUGAUAUCUUCAAAUUUACCAAAUCUAUCUUAGAGACUGUUACUUGUAAACCCUGUUAUUCCAAGGACCUAAAUUUUCUCCAAUUUAAACUACACGAGGAAUUGAUGGGGAAAAGGUUCUUGCUUGUCCUAGAUGAUAUUUGGGAUGGGAAUUCCAUCCAUAAGGAUUCCUUGAAGAUUCAUUUUGGAUCUGUAAGGCAUGGAAGUAAGAUAGUUGUGACAACCCGAAGUAAGGAUGUUGCGCAUAUGAUUGGGGAUGUUCCAUCUUUUAAUUUACAGAUGUUAUCAUUUCAACAUAGCUUCCAAUUGUUUGCAAAGCAUGCCUUUAACAAAGUUGAUUCGGGCGCAUUUUCACAUCUACAGAUCAUUGGUAGAAAAAUUGUUAAAAAGUGUGAAUGUCUUCCUUUAUCUGUAAAACUACUUGGUUGCCUUUUGAGAUUCGACUUUCAGCUGGAAGCAUGGGAAAGCAUACUAAACAGCGAUGAGUGGGAUUUAUACAAUGGCAUUUCAAUCUCAGAAUCUCAACAUAGUUCACCAAUCACAGAGCCAAAAGAAACCGUAGUUCCUCCUGCUCUUUGGUUGAGCUAUCAUUACCUGCCCAGACAUCUUAAGAGAUGUUUUGCUGUCUGUUCUAUAUUUCCCAAACAUUAUCAAGUGAAAAAGGAAACGCUAAUCAAGAUAUGGAUGGCACUGAGCCUUUUGCAACCCCAAAAGGAUAUGAGAAUUGAAGAAGUUGGACACAUUUACUUAAAUCAUCUUAUGUCAAGGUCAUUGCUUCAGCAAUCAAGAUCCAGUCAAUUAUCUGUCACCAUGCAUGACCUGUUGCACGACUUUGCUACAUUAAUUUCCAAAGAAUAUUACUUCAAGUUAGAUGACCAAGUCUCACUUUCUCUUGUAAGCAAGAUGCAGGGAAAAAACUCUGAGAUUCAGAAGCCUAAGAGUUUCUCAAAAGCUAAGGUUUUGUUUGCCUCAACCGAAACGCCAUGGAGGAAGGUAAUUGGAAAAGUGUCGGUAAGCGAAUUGGUACAGCAUGAAGUAUUGCCAAGACUAGAAAGUUUGAGAGUCUUGUCUUUAGUUUCUUGCCCUAUCUUGUAUUUGCCUUGUUCAGUUUGCAGUUUGAAUAGUUUAAGAUAUUUGGACCUAUCUUUUUCUUUGCUAAAGGAGGUACCCAAUGCAAUUUGCAGCUUGUACAAUUUGGAGACAUUGUUGCUGUCAAACUGUAGAAAGCUUUGUCGGUUGCCAAGUAACAUGGCAAACCUAAUCAACUUGCGCCAUCUUGACAUUAAAAAGACCCGUUUAACAGAAAUGCCCAUGCAGAUGGGUAGAUUAAAGAAUCUGCAAACACUGAGUGACUUUGUUUUGGGAAACCAGAGUGGAUCUGGCAUUGAAGAGUUAAAAGAACUCCAGAAUCUUCAUGGAAAGCUUUGUAUUUCAGGGCUUCAAAAUAUCAGUGAUGUUGGAAAAGUUCUAGAGGCUAAUUUAAAGGAUAAAAAAUUCCUUAGUGAGCUACAUUUGAAAUGGGAUGAUGAUAGUUACACGUCAAACAAAGAAAGAGAAGUGCUUGAUGGGCUGCAACCACUUGCAAACCUAAAGAUAUUGAUCAUCAAACGUUAUGGUGGAAGGACGUUUCCAAAUUGGUUGGGAAGUAAUUUGCAUUGUCAUAUGGUUUCUAUUCGUCUCAAAGACUGUAAAAAUUGCUAUUCAUUGCCACCAUUCGGGCAACUGACCUAUCUGAAAAAGCUUGAUGUUGUUGGAUUUGAUUCGUUGACAACGAUAGGUCGAGAGUUUUAUUGUAAUGGUUCCUCACUGAUCAAGCCAUUUAGGUGCCUAGAAAGUUUAAGUUUCUGUAGUAUGUCAGAAUGGCAAAAUUGGUAUUUAGUAGAUGACUCAGAAGGUGGAGGUUUCCCUAAUCUUCAACCUCUUUACUUGGAGGAUUGUCCAAAGCUAUCUGAGACCUUACCUUAUGGUCUUCCAUCGUUGAGGUCACUUCAUAUUUCAGGAUGCCAACAGAUUGUAGCUUUAACUCCCCACGAUAUGGAGAUGCACGUUGCAUAUCCAUCUCUUCAGACAUUAGAAAUAUAUCACUGUGCCAACCUGCAGUCCUUACCAGGAGGGUCUUGGCCCGCAAAUUUAAAGUUGCUUGUAAUUUCCCAUUGCGAAAAUUUAACUCCCCCAAAUCAUAAGGUCUUUCAUGAUCUCAAGUCUCUUGAAAAGUUAUGCAUUUCGUGGUGACACGAUCUCUAGUGCUUGCCAAAAGCAAAUGUGCCAGCUCAAUUUUCUGAUUCCCAGUAUGUGUGGGUGUUGAUGAGUGAAGAUGGCUGGAGAUUGCUUACGUUGCUCCAGCAUGCUUCCACGGGGAUUGAGAUGCUGAGCAUUCUUUGGAUGUUUCCUAUUCUCUUAUUUCCUCUGAAACGAAUCUGCCAGAGAUGCAAGCAACGCUGAACCAUGAAUACAGGUUGGUUUGAGUGACAUUACACAUGUGCGUUGGCCAACAACGUCCUCUCUGCAGCUUAAAUUCCCAGAGCAGUAUCUUUAGAAUCUCAAGCUCCUUCAUAGACAUCUGAGCUUGGCUAAGCGCCUCUAUCGAAUAAGGAAUUCAAAUCCAUCAGCAGGAAAGACGCGAAGAAAGAAGCUGCCAAGCAGGAAGCUAUCUUAGCUGCAGCAGCAUCAUAGAUAUCCAUGGAUGAGGAGGAUCCGCUCAAUGGCAACUAUGGUGAGACGUCCUCUUGGAGCUCGAAUAGAUGAGUGAGGAUGGAAUUUGAUGGACAAAGCUUAGAUCACUUACAUCUGGACUGAAUGGCAAAUCUGUACUGGAUAAGCGAAUGGGCAAAGGGAAUCGAAGCUGUGGGGAAGAACAUGGCCUUGUGGUUGUCUGAUAGAAAAGUUUCACCGUGCAAUAUUGGCUGCUUGGUUACAGGAAAAGUGAAGAAAAAAGAAAAAUUAAUUGUAUAUUUUUAAAUAAUUUAAAAGAUAUUAAAAGGAUAAUUUAGAAAAUUAAAAUAAUGGAAACUGUAUUGAGUUAUUUUGGUAUUGCAACUAAAAAUUUUCUAAAUGAUUUUAUCCAUGAAGA